AUGCCCUUCGCGGUAUGGUGCACGAACUGCAAACCGCACGAGACGAUCAUCGGACAAGGGGUGCGCUUCAACGCCGAGAAGAAGAAAGUCGGAAACUACUACUCCACGCCCAUCUAUAGCUUUCGCAUGAAACACACCGCUUGUGGGGGAUGGAUCGAAAUCCGCACGGAUCCGCAGAACACGGCGUAUGUGGUUACCGAGGGAGGGAGGAAACGGGAUACCGGAGAGGAGAAGGAUCUGGGCUUGGGGGAGAUUACGAUCAAGUUGCGAAGGGAGGAGGGAGGGGAGAGUGACCCGUUGGCUAAGUUGGAGGGGAAGGUCGAGGAUAAGAGGAGGGCGGAGACGGAACAGAGUCGGCUGCUUGAUCUGCAGCGACGGCAAAAUCGCGAUUGGGAGGACCCGUACGAGCAGUCGAGGCGGCUGCGACGGGGAUUCCGGGCGGAGCGGAAGGUGCUUGAAACGGCGGAAGCGAAGAGCGAGGCGUUGAAGGAUAAGAUGAGCUUGGGGAUCGAUCUGGUGGACGAGACGGAGGAGGAUCGGCUACGUGCUGGGUUCAUCGACUUUGGGCCUGCCAGUGAUGCGACUACUCGCACUCGACCCAUGUUUGACUCCUCAAUAACGACGACAGCAAGGGGAUCUCCGCUCGCUUCGGGGAGUAGACAUGGGAAGAGACCGAAGGCGGCUGAUCUUGCUGCAGACCGGAAGGCGAUCUUGCGCAGUGAGUUGACGAGUAAUACGCGCGCAGCGGUCGAUCCGUUCCUAAGUCAAGAUGCGAAUAUAUGGCAGCCAGAGAGCAAGCGGCGAAAAACUACGCUGAACAAACCGGCAGAGACGAUUAAGGAUACCGAAGACAACCAGUCUGCCCGGCCAUCUUCUACCGUGUCGGAUGAGUGUUUGAAGGAAACAGGUACAUCGGAUCAGAAGCAGCCUGGUGCUGUGACUGCUCUGGUUGCUUAUGCUUCUGAUUCAGAUUGAGCUGUUCUUUCGGGGCCCUCAAUGCGAUGCCUGUAUAUAAAGUUGCUUGGGCGUUUUACUUAGAAAUAG
Messenger RNA from Aspergillus melleus, 1044 nucleotides. It is a transcript of the gene saf4, whose product is annotated as Saf4/Yju2 family protein. The record is from RefSeq and is a predicted model, not a curated record. Gene Ontology annotation, cellular component: post-mRNA release spliceosomal complex; U2-type spliceosomal complex. Lineage: Eukaryota; Fungi; Ascomycota; Eurotiomycetes; Eurotiales; Aspergillaceae. Gene Ontology annotation, biological process: mRNA splicing, via spliceosome. The coding region runs from base 1 to 975 and encodes 324 amino acids. The transcript has a single exon.